UAUAUAUUAUUGAAUUGGGUUAAAUAAACGUGGGUCAUGUGAUUAGGCAAUAUUAUAUCUUUUUUUUGUCUAGUCGUUUUUGCUCGUAACACAAGAAUAGAAUUCCGGUAAAGAGCUUUUCCAGCCUCUCAUUUGAAGAACGGCGAGGGCGAUCACUCCCCACCCCACCCACUACUCUUAUAAUUGAAUCUCAUCUCCUCUACUCUGUGCUCUCUUCUGCUACAUUUCUGACUCAUUUGUAACCAUGGUGGAAAAUCAUCCAACGGCGAAGAAAGUGUUGAUGACAUCCAACGGCGACCAGGUUUCUCGAAGCAUCGCUUUCCAUCUCGCCAAACACGGUUGCAAGUUGGUUCUGAUGGGAGAUGAGGAUUCUCUAAAGAGCAUUGUAGACAUGAUUAGAGAUUCCAUUGAGGGAGCCUUCCCUGUGGAGCUGGUUGCUCUCGACAUGGAAGCUGAUUCCCAAGAUGCUUUCGAUGCCGCUGUCCAAAAGGCUUGGACUUGUUUAGGCAAUUUCGAUGCUUUUCUCAACUCUUAUACCUACCAAGGCAAGAUUCAGGACAUUCUGCAAGUGUCUCAACAUGAGUUCAAGAGAAUCACAAAGAUCAAUCUCACCGCUCCGUGGUUUCUCUUGAAGGCUGUAGCCAAAAGGAUGAAGGACCAUCGAUCAGGAGGUUCCAUUGUCUUCAUGGCCACUAUUGCUAGCGGAGAGAGAGUGCUUUACCCUGGAGCUGAUGCCUACACUACAACCUCCGCCGCUAUUCAUCAGCUUGUUCGGGCUUCCGCCAUGAGUCUUGGGAAGCACAAGAUACGGGUCAACAUGAUCUCUAGAGGGCUGCAUCUGGAUGAUGAAUAUCCAGCUUCUGUAGGUAGGGACCGAGCGCAGAAGCUGGUCAAGGAUGCUGCACCCCUUGGCCAGUGGCUCAACCCGGACACAGACCUCUACUCCACUGUUUUAUACUUUAUCAGCGACGGCUCACGCUUCAUGACAGGCACCACUGUCUUGGUGGAUGGAGGCCAGUCGCUUACGAGACCUCGUCUCAAAUCCUACAUGUGAUCAAAUAUGUUUACUAUCCUAUGUUUGUGUGUGUUUCUUGGAAAAAGUGAAUUUGAAUAAUCCAUCUAAGCAAUGAUUAUAUAUAAA
Messenger RNA from Capsella rubella, 1141 nucleotides. RefSeq names its product pteridine reductase 1. Lineage: Eukaryota; Viridiplantae; Streptophyta; Magnoliopsida; Brassicales; Brassicaceae. The transcript has 4 exons. The record is from RefSeq and is a predicted model, not a curated record. Bases 245 to 1054 code for a protein of 269 amino acids.